Molecule: messenger RNA, 1224 nt
Organism: Aspergillus niger
Lineage: Eukaryota; Fungi; Ascomycota; Eurotiomycetes; Eurotiales; Aspergillaceae
Exons: 10
Coding region: 1-1224 (407 amino acids)
Source: RefSeq, a predicted model, not a curated record
AUGGUUUUCGAAACGAAAUUCCAGAGCAUAGCAAGUACCACGAACCUUGCCCUCGAAAACACCAAACAACCUCUUGCCAUCAACGCUGCAAACGCUGGUUACUCCUUGACCAUUAUCAUUGGGAAUACUGGGCACCGCUCAAAGUUCAGAUCUUUGUCUAACUUCUUCCGUUGUAAAUGCCUUAAACUUCUUGGUCAACUCGAACUCGAGCCUUGCUUCGCGAACACCGGGACGGGAGAAGCUAUACAUUGCUCUCUGCAAAAGUUUGACCCGUCCAAAGUUGCUGGCAUAGAUAUCUGCACGGAGCUCUGCAGCACCAUGCCGUGGUCAGGACUGGCACUCUGGCUUCUUGGGUUAGCUCCGACUUCUUCCUUUGCUAGGAGGUUCGUGGUCCAGCCAGCAAGGCCGCCACGAUGUCUUCUAUUCUCCUCUUCUUCCUCUGAAGCUGUGGGUGAAUUCGAUCCUGCGAUUGAGAAUGAGAAGAGCGUUGGCUGGAUUACUACUAACCUUCUCCAGAAUCCUUGGGGCAGUAAACACGUCUAUACUGGGAAAGCCGAAGCCGAAAGUUUCCACGCAUCGACCAACUGCGCCGCCAUCAUACGGAAUAGAAGUCUCCUCAUGGUGUUUCAUCAAUGGACUGGUUGUAUAUUCCAUACUCUCAAGGGCCAAGGGCUGGUCGCAUCCGGGAUAGCUGUGCCAGAUGACUCUAAACCUUUAAGUGCUAGUCUGAGCCAGUUCAUCAGACCUAUGCAGGUUCUACCAGUUGAACCAGGCAUGUUUGUCUUGGUGGGUAUGUACCACACGAUGAAAAGAAUUUCGCAAGGACAAUUCCCUGUUCUUCUCUUUUUCGGCGCUUUAGCAGUUUUGCAGAGGCUUGAGUGCGUCUAUCUCAACAUCACCGUUUCCUUCGAGGCUGAUGCCAGAGAUUCAAUAAGUCCCAACAGCUAUCAGAGAAAGCAGGUUGAGCCAAGCAAACAGCAAUCGGCUGCCGCAGAUGACAUCCUUCUUUAUUCUGCUGAAGCCAGGAGCUAUAAAGGUCCGAUAGGUGUCAGAAGCAGCAUGCUAAGCCCGAGCGGCCAACCGACCACUAUCGGCUGCCGCAGAUGGCACUCUUCUUCGUCGGCACCGGAUUAUGAUGAUACAGUGUUGGGUCUGGUUAUCCCGAAAGUGCCGCGCCGCUUUUGUUGCGAGUUCUUUCUUGUUGUGGAACCUGUAACGGAUUAG